AUGGUUCAAGAGGGAAUUUUCUUAGGUCACGUAGUUUCCAAGAAGGGGAUAGCAGUGGAUAAGGCAAAGGAAGUGUUGACCACAGCACCCAUCAUGCAACCUCCUGAUUGGAACUUACCUUUUGAAGUGAUGUGUGACGCAUCAAACUAUGCCAUUGGUGCAGUCCUUGGCCAACGAGGGAAUAAAAAGCCUGUUGUGAUCUACUAUGUAAGCAAGACCCUCUCCGAUGCUCAAUGGAAUAUUGGUAGACGAGAUAUGAUGCCCCUGAAUCCUAUUUUGGUUGUGGAGGUAUUUGAUGUGUGGGGUAUUGAUUUUAUGGGUCUAUUUCCCUCAUCUUUUGGCUUUGAAUAUAUCUUGCUUGCAGUGGAUUACGUGUCUAAAUGGGUAGAAGCCAUUGCCACUACGACCAAUGAUCACAAGGUGGUCAUCAACUUUGUUCAAUCGCACAUCUUUAGCCGUUUCGGUCAUCCGCAUUCCAUCAUCAGUGAUGGUGGCUUGCAUUUCACCAAUAGGCACUUUGGCUCACUAUUGAAGAAGUACUCAAUCAGCCAUCGAGUUGCCACACCUUAUCACCCUCAAACUAGUGGACAAGUGGAACGUGCUAAUAGGAAAAUUAAGACUAUCUUAGAGAAAAUGGUACAGCCCGAUCGUAAGGAUAGGUUGGUGCAUCUAGAUGAUGCACUUUGGGCCUAUCGAACCGCAUAUCAUACCCCUGUUGGCAUGUCCCCUUAUCGGUUAGUUUUUGAGAAAGCAUGUCAUUUACCUAUAGAACUUGAACAUAACGCAUAUUGGGCUACAAGGAAAUUCAAUUUUGAUAUGACCAUGGCUGGUGACCAUAGGAAACUCCAACUUUCAGAGUUAGAUAAGCUAAGACACGAAGCUUAUGAGAACUCUCGCAUCUCUAAAGAGAAGACUAAAGCUUUUCACGAUAAACACAUUGUUAGGAAGUCAUUUUAUCCUAAUCAAAAAGUGUGGCUCUUUAACUCUAAGCUUUGCCUCUUUUCGGGGAAGCUUCGGUCACGAUGA
This is a messenger RNA of Pistacia vera, 1026 nucleotides long. RefSeq lists its product as uncharacterized. The transcript is spliced from 3 exons. The coding region runs from base 1 to 1026 and encodes 341 amino acids. Gene Ontology annotation, biological process: DNA integration. NCBI's taxonomy places the organism in Eukaryota, Viridiplantae, Streptophyta, Magnoliopsida, Sapindales, Anacardiaceae. The record is from RefSeq and is a predicted model, not a curated record. Gene Ontology annotation, molecular function: nucleic acid binding.